AUGUGCAUAUGUAAAAACUGUGUCUUCAAUACCACAGACACAGAAGGGUCUUGUCAUAUCAGAUGUAUCAAUACAACCACAGUGUGUAAAAACUCUGCCUAUGAUAAAAAAGAAUGCACUCCAAAUCUCCAGAAUGAAUACAUAAUCAACAUAAACUCAACAACCACCAACUGUAUAAACUGUAACAAUCCAGUGAAAAAGCCUGAGGAGACAAAAGUACUUAAUACAACACUUUCUGAAAAAGGAGGAGAAAUUAUUGCUGCAAAUGCCGCUAAACUAAUGAAUGACAUGAGAAACUUGGCGGACAAAAUAAAUGGAUCUUCAGCUGAAAUAUCUGUAGGAGAAGGAGUCAAAGGAGUUUUGGUGAAAGAAACACAUAAAGACGAAGUAGCAGAAGUAUUAUUUGCUUAUCAGUCUCCAAAUGACAGCAUAAAUAUUAUAGACAACACAGAAACUUUGAAAACAUUUUCAAGAGCCGUUACGCUGCCAAAAGAAGCUUUUAAUAAAGCUAUUGCUCAAAACAUCAGUAUCCCAUUUGCAGCUCUUUUCCGAUUUAUUAAUAUGGCUAAGGAUGAGAAGAACAGUACUGUUUUAGGGAAUGAAGUUUUAGCCAUUGAAAUGGGAGCUGCUAUCGCCAACCUCACAGACAAAAUAAACAUUGUUUUUACGAAUAUGACAUAUAGAGGGAUACCGUCUUGUCAUUCAUGGAAUGGUCAAGGAAGUCAACCAAACUGGACGAGUGAUGGCUGUGUGACAAAAAUAACUAAACAUGGCAUUACGUGUCAGUGUUCACAUUUGACAUUCUUUGCUAUCUUGAUGACUCCUCUUAAUGAAACCAUUUCAGCUUCUGAUUUUCAAAACCUCACAAUCAUCACCCAAGUUGGCUGUGGACUCUCCAUGUUCUUCCUCGCCAUAGUCCUCUUCAUGCACUUCCUUUCAAGGCGAAUCAAGGCCACUAAUGCCACAAAGAUCCUCAUCAACCUGGUGUGUGCCUUGUUCCUGCUUAACCUCACUUUCCUGGUCAAUAACUAUGUGGCGAACCUGAACAACAGUGUGGGCUGUAAGAUCAUGGCGGCCCUAAUGCACUAUUUUAUGCUGGCCACUUUCACCUGGUUUGCUGCGCAGGCCUUCCACCUGUGUCUGAGCCUGUAUACAGGAGGGAAAAUCGCAAUCCAUCGCUACAUACUGAAAAUCGUCAUUACCAGCUGGAUACUGCCUUCAGUUAUUGGGAUUGUCCUGCUCUGCAUUGGGAAAUAUGGUGAACAAGUCAUCAGCUACCAAAACACUGGAAACGCUGCAGAUAGAGUGAUGAUGUGUUGGAUAACAGACAACAGUGUCCACUUAAUCAUCAACAUAGGCUACUAUGCUUUGGUCUUCCUCUUCACUUUUACCACCUUCAUCAUCAUGAUGUCCUGGCUCUGUUGUCUCAGGAAUGUCAAAGGAGCCAAAGCAAAAGGGGAGCAAAGUAGCAUAAACAUCUUAAGCAUCAUGGGCCUGUGUUUCAUGCUGGGCAUUACAUGGGGCUUUGCUUUCUUUGCCUAUGGUGUCUUCCAGGUCCCCGCGCUCUACCUUUUCACCAUCCUCAAUUCUUUCCAAGGUUUUUUCCUGUUCGUCUACUACUACAAAACCUCCCGCAUGUUACCUCCAGCCUCUGAUGAGAAGUCAAGCAGCGUCAGUAACAUCACUGAUAAAACCAGUCUAAGCAGCUUUACAAACCCCUACUCGAACUGGCUGAGCUGA
This is a messenger RNA of Neolamprologus brichardi, 1740 nucleotides long. The record is from RefSeq and is a predicted model, not a curated record. Lineage: Eukaryota; Metazoa; Chordata; Actinopteri; Cichliformes; Cichlidae.